AUGACGCUGAAUCUGACCGACCCCGCCGGCAACCUGAAGCCCCACCUGAGGGCCAAAGCCAACGACAUCCUCACCUCCCCCGACGUGGGGCUGCUCAAACUGGCUUCGCCGGAGCUGGAGCGGCUCAUCAUCCAGUCCAGCAACGGCCUGAUCACUACAACGCCGACUCCGACCCAGUUUCUGUGUCCCAGGAACGUGACGGACGAACAGGAGGGCUUCGCGGAUGGCUUCGUGAGGGCACUGGCCGAGCUGCAUCACCAGCACA
This is a messenger RNA of Sinocyclocheilus anshuiensis, 265 nucleotides long. RefSeq names its product transcription factor AP-1-like. Gene Ontology annotation, biological process: regulation of cell cycle; regulation of cell population proliferation; regulation of transcription by RNA polymerase II. Gene Ontology annotation, molecular function: transcription factor binding; RNA polymerase II cis-regulatory region sequence-specific DNA binding; DNA-binding transcription factor activity, RNA polymerase II-specific. Gene Ontology annotation, cellular component: transcription regulator complex. Lineage: Eukaryota; Metazoa; Chordata; Actinopteri; Cypriniformes; Cyprinidae. The annotation marks the transcript as partial. The record is from RefSeq and is a predicted model, not a curated record. The transcript has a single exon.